AAGAAGGGGAGAGUUUGAUGAAAUAAGCACUUGAAAACAGAAGUGUUUCUUUAAUAAUCUAAGCUGAGAUAACUAUAGAAGAAGCAACAGAUCAUGAUAUUUAUCUUUGGAUAUCUCGGAUAAACAUUUACUUUCUUUUGCGAUUAAUAAUCGGGUGAUUGAAUUUUUCAAUACGGAUAGAUAUUGCGCAAAGGGAAGCAAUUCUUAAGUGAUUGCCAGAUGAAACAACAACUUUAUCUAGGCUUUAAUUUAACCGAGAUUUUUUCUUUAAAAUAUUGUGCGUAAAAAAGUAUUAGGGUACAUUGAGGGAUAUCCGAUGGGGUCAACUUUUGGGUCGUCCCAAAAACCGACCGUAUCUUAGUCUCUUCCGGUACAAACAAGUUUCCUUCACUGUAAAUUAGUAAAUUUGUAAACACAUCUUGAAAACUAGUUUGUCAAAUAUGUAUCACACGUUUAAACAUGGCACGUCCAGGGCGAAGGGGGUUUGGAUGUAUUCUUUGACUGCAGAUAAUUAUAAUUAAUCUUCGACACUAUCAAUACUUUGUCAUCGACAUUUUGAAAUCUUUGUAAAUUAAUCUUUUCAAGGUAGUAAUUACGAAACUUAUCGAGCAACAAGCUAAGAAGAUAAAAGCGUGAUUGGUACAGCAAGUUGGAUUAGUAUCAAUCGCAACGGGAGUGGAUAAUCUAGCAACAAUGUGGUUUAAUUGUAUUGUAUUUUGCGUGUUACUGUUGACGGUCAAUGGCAUUAAUCAAAAGAUAGAAGACAUAAAUGCAUCGUUAUUUGGAAAUGAAAUCGAAAUAUGGGCAAAAGAGAAUCUGGAAACGGAGGCGUUCAAGGAGAUGAUAGAUUUAUUAAAAAUUCCUACGGAACUUCAAAACUCCGAUUGGAGAACUUUCAAAGCAGACAAGGGUGCUGCAAUUUGUACAACAUGUACAAGUAUAGUGGGAACAUUUAUGGAAUUUCGACGACAAGGCAUGUCUGAAGAAAAGAUUAAAAAGAAAGUGACUACAUUAUGCGUGUUACUGAAUAUUCAAAAGAAAAGAGUUUGCGAAGGAGCCAUCGCGCUAAAUUUGCCCAUUAUUUUGUACAUAGUGGAUUCUAGACCAAAUUUGACGGCUGAUACGAUUUGUGGUGUUGUCUUAGAAUCAAAAUCUUGUCCUUUAAACGAUCCCCAAUUUGACUGGACCAUUAAUAUAAAUAACGAUUCUCGCACAGCAAUUGCCGAUAAUUAUACAACGAAUAAAUUAAAAAUUUUGCAACUAACGGACAUUCAUUAUGAUCCUCUUUAUGAACCAAAUAGUAAUGCAAAAUGUGGAGAACCAGUUUGCUGUAGGAAAGGUCGAAAUGAAACUAAUAAGAAUUCAUUAGCUGGAUUUUGGGGAGAUUAUGAACCCUGUGACACCCCUUGGCAUGCCGUUGUCGAUGCUUUGACUCAUAUUAAUGAUACUCAUAAGGAUAUAGAUUAUAUAUAUUUUACUGGUGAUAUAAUAGACCAUGGAAUAUGGGAGACUUCAAAAGAAGGAAAUAUAGAAAGUCUGAAAAAAAUCUAUAACAAAAUUCAAACUAUUUUUAAAAACAUUCCGAUCUAUCCAAUUUUUGGAAACCACGAACCACAUCCUGUAAAUCAAUUUGCACCAGAAUAUAUCACAGAAGAUCAUUUAACUACAAAUUGGGUGUAUGAAUUAUUGGCAGAUUUAUGGAUUAAUUAUAAAUGGUUACCAGAAUCUGCGCGAUCUACUAUCCUUCAAGGAGGAUAUUAUACCUUCACCCCUAAAAAGGGAUUCAGGAUUAUAGCCUUAAAUAGUAAUAUAUGCUACUCUUAUAAUUGGUGGCUUUUGUAUGAUCCAAAAUACCCUGCCAAUCAAUUGCAAUGGCUUGCAGACACUCUUCUUAAUGCAGAGAAAAACGGAGAAUUCGUACACAUUUUAUCUCAUAUCCCUGCUAACAGCAACAGUUGUUUAAAUUCAUGGAAACGGGAAUAUGUAAAAAUAAUUUAUAGAUUUUCUCAUUUAAUUAAGGCUGAAUUUAAUGGACAUACUCAUAACGACGAACUAGUAGUAUUUUAUAAUUCCGAUACUAUGUACAAAAAUGUUGCCUGGAAUGGUGGUAGUAUUACCACUUAUUCAAGAUUGAACCCAAAUUAUAAAGUUUACACAGUAGAUGGUGGCAAUUAUGCAGUAAUUGAUUACCACAACUGGAUAUAUGAUCUCAAUUCGGCUAAUAAGUAUACUGAUAUAAGACCGAAUUGGUAUGAAUCAUAUUCUUUCAAAAAGGAAUAUGGCCUUCUUGAUUUAUCUGCUACAUCUCUAAGUAAUUGGCUUUUUUCAGCAACAAAAAAUGAAACACUUUUAAACAAGUAUUACAGAAACUUUUUCAAACAAGCGGAACCGUCAAUACAAGCAGGCUGUGACUUAAAUUGUAAGAAACAAUAUUUAUGUAAAAUAAUUGUAGCCGCUGAAAGUGUAGGGCCCUGCGUUUAAAACCAAUCAAAAAAAAUGCAUAUUAAACAAA
Molecule: messenger RNA, 2512 nt
Organism: Osmia lignaria (orchard mason bee)
Lineage: Eukaryota; Metazoa; Arthropoda; Insecta; Hymenoptera; Megachilidae
Product: sphingomyelin phosphodiesterase 1
Biological process (GO): sphingomyelin catabolic process; ceramide biosynthetic process
Cellular component (GO): lysosome
Molecular function (GO): acid sphingomyelin phosphodiesterase activity
Source: RefSeq, a predicted model, not a curated record